AGAUCACAAGUGAUUACAUGUGAGCUUUGGAGGUUUAACCUGACAUAAAAGCCUCGAGAGGCCAAUACACACCUCCAGCACAAAACGCUGUUGAUACAGAGUUAAAUGGGGCUUAUUGGAUAAAUGUUCCACUGGAGCGACUAAAUUAGUAUAAAUAUUCCAGGUGAAAGCAGCCGACGUGGCCUGUGUUCGCCUUUAUAAUCUCUCGACACUUUCACUUGACAUUAUCAGGGGGGUAAUGAGGAAGAAAAGGGACUUUGCUCACGUCGUGUGCAAAGUCUUGUGAUGCAGCUUCGGACUGUCGCAGAGAACAGACACUGGUUGACAUCUGCAAGUGAAAGAGUCGUUUGCGACGUGUGACGUAAUUUAUCAUGGACUGGAAGAACAACCUGAGACGCACCCAGUCCCAGAAGAGUGUCACCUCGUCACGGGACAAGCCCACCAGGACGGACACAGCAGGACAGUGGGACAAGAAAGUGUCCGUGUCCCAACGAGUUUCUCGGUAUCAAACUGUGGUGAAAGUGACCUCAUCUGUUCAAGCAGCUGCAGUCAAUAAUGAUGACGUCAUACCAAAGCCAAGGGUGCAAAAAGAGAUUACACCAUCUCUUCUGGAGAGUACAGAGAUUAAUCUGCCGAGGGAACAAUCUCAAGUCUCCCAAGAAUCUCCCAGACCCAGUUUAAUGCGCGCCAAGUCAAUGGGGGGCCUUCAGAGCAGCCCCAGCUCCAUCAAGGAUCUGAAAGCUCGGUUUGAGCUCAAGUCUGUCACAAACAGCCGAGCUGCAGAUUUUACAUCCUCAGCAGACGUCACGCCGGUGAUGAACGGAAAUGUCGAGGAGGGGAAACGGCUCAUCGAGGUGCAGAAGACACACGUACCUGCCGGCGUGCCACUUAAAGCUGCUAAAACUGAUGCUAAAGAAGAUCACGUGACCAAGAAGAUUACACCAUCUCUUCUGGAGAGUACAGAGAUUAAUCUGCCGAGGGAACAAUCUCAAGUCUCCCAAGAAUCUCCCAGACCCAGUUUAAUGCGCGCCAAGUCAAUGGGGAGCCUUCAGAGCAGCCCCGGCUCCAUCAAGGAUCUGAAAGCUCGGUUUGAGCUCAAGUCUGUCACAAACAGCCGAGCUGCAGAUUUUACAUCCUCAGCAGACGUCACGCCAGUGAUGAACGGACAUGUCGAGGAGGGGAAACGGCUCAUCGAGGUGCAGAAGACACACGUACCUGCCGGCGUGCCACUUAAAGCUGCUAAAACUGAUGCUAAAGAGGAUCACGUGACCAAGAAGAUUACACCACCUCUUCUGGAGAGUAAAGCGAUUAAUCUGCCGUCUCCGACAAGAAGACAUGAGGAGAGGGAACAAUCUCAAGUCUCCCAAGAAUCUCCCAGGCCCAGUUUAAUGCGCGCCAAGUCAAUGGGGAGCCUUCAGAGCAGCCCCGGCUCCAUCAAGGAUCUGAAAGCUCGGUUUGAGCUCAAGUCUGUCACAAACAGCCGAGCUGCAGAUUUUACAUCCUCAGCAGACGUCACGCAGGUGAUGAACGGACAUGUCGAGGAGGGGAAACGGCUCAUCGAGGUGCAGAAGACACACGUACCUGCCGGCGUGCCACUUAAAGCUGCUAAAACUGAUGCUAAAGAGGAUCACGUGACCAAGAAGAUUGUGAAAAAGCCCAACAUCGUGAGGAGAAAAACAAUCGGGGGGAUUGACUUUGAGGAAAUUGCAGCCUCUGAAGCUAAUGAUAAGAGGAGGUCAAUUGCAGAUUUGAGAGACAGCUCCUUUGUCCAAAACAAGGAGGCACUCUGUGUUUCAGUCAAAGAGUUGUCUGCCCUCUAUCUGUCAAUGGUGGCACCAAAGGAAGCAACACAGAGCUUAAAACUGGCACAUCAGUCAACUGAAUCUGGAAAAAGAGCUAAAAUAUUCAAGUUUCAAGCGACUUGUCAGGAGACGUGCUAUGCCUGCCUGAAGCCGGUUUAUCCCAUGGAAAAAAUAACGGCAGAAAAAUACAUUUUUCACAAAACGUGCUUCAUUUGUAAACAGUGCAAGAAAAAGUUAAGCAUGCAAAAUUACACACCUUUACACGGGGAGUUCUACUGCAUAUUUCAUUACCAACAACUGUUCAGAAAGAAAGGGAACUACGACGAGGGCUUUGGAUUUGCUCAACACAAGAACCAGUGGCUCCUGAAGAAAACUCCCAACGUGGUACGCGGCGAACUGGAAGCAUAAAUGCACACUGUAAAUCCAAUGAAACGGCGACCAUGACAAUAAAACACAAAUCUAUUUGAUUUUUUAAAAGAUAUUUGGAGGACCAUGUAAUGAAUCAUCAUUGUUUGUUUAGUUUUGUAUUUUAGUGUGGUUAUGACGACCAAUUAGAGUCAUUUCGCUCAUGGGCUGAUCUUCUACAACAGAUAUAUGAAAUAAUUAAUCAACCAAUCGGAAAAACCAUUUUGAUUCAACCAGCAGAUUGUUUUGUGAUAUAUAUUCAACUGUGUAAUGUAAUAUCAACAAAAAUCAUACAAUAGUUAAAGACGGUAAUAAAUAGUAGCAUUUUUGUGACAUCAACAACCACUGUUUAUUUUCAUACAUGUCGGUAUAAUUUUGGUUGGUCUCUGUGCAUUUUAGAGAAAAGCAUAAUAUUGGUUUAGCCUUUUUGUCUGAUCAGGUUCACGCUUCAGCAUUUUAUAAUUUCCCGUUUAUAACCUGAGCAAUGGUAAAUGUGAAUUUAAGAGUAAAACCACCAACAACCUCAACCUAAUUACAGACUGUCAACAAUAAUAAUAUUACUAUGUCAGAUACACACAAUGAAAUAAAAAAAAUAAAAAGUAUAAAACA
Molecule: messenger RNA, 2816 nt
Organism: Solea solea (common sole)
Lineage: Eukaryota; Metazoa; Chordata; Actinopteri; Pleuronectiformes; Soleidae
Exons: 12
Coding region: 372-2210 (612 amino acids)
Biological process (GO): actin filament bundle assembly
Cellular component (GO): actin cytoskeleton; plasma membrane
Molecular function (GO): actin filament binding
Source: RefSeq, a predicted model, not a curated record